Diabrotica balteata is the source of this 2641-nucleotide messenger RNA. The record is from the annotation of a GenBank genome assembly. Lineage: Eukaryota; Metazoa; Arthropoda; Insecta; Coleoptera; Chrysomelidae.
GUUUAUUUGAUCGCCAGCCGUCGUUCGGUUCGUGCUCUCUUCAGAGGGAGAUAAAACACGUACAAUCUCGUCAUCUUCUCACCUGUUUCGAAAACCGCGCACAGAUCGGCGAGAUGUAGCCCUUUUCGACUUCCGCAAAACUAUUCACGCUAUUUCCGGUGGAAAUUCAAAGUCUAGCACGUAAUCGCGCCGUUGUUUUUUGAGAAAACGGCCACAGGAGAGACUUUGCGCUAUAAUUAGAUGUGUUGUUGCAAUGUUGCUGGACAAUUUUAAUUUCAAAUGUGUAUUGUGGAAAUGUGAUUUCAGUGUACCAUGAAUUUUGUUGAAGAGACCGGAAAUAUGGUAUGCUGCUGCCGGAAAAAUCUGUUUUAAAAGGAUGUGGUGGCUAGUGUUGUCGCUGGUAUGGUGGUGCGGUUCAUCAGCCAUUCCGUCACCAGGACCGGAUUUAUGGAAAUGUCCCGAGAUCGACUCUCAGCCAGUGGUUGAAUGCAGCUGCGAUAUGCCGCACACCCUGAGGUGUACGGGAGAUAAAACGGCCUUGAAGAUUAUAGGUGACAUGCUACGAACCAAAGCUUCAGAUUCGGUAUCGCUUCUAGACUGCACCAUCCAAAACGUAACAUCAAUCACAGAACCGAUACUAGAAGGCGUCGCGUUGCAUGGAUUGGUGGUAUCUUCGGGAGAACUUAGGAGUAUAGUCAAUAAUGCCUUUGAAAGACUCGCAUCACCACUACAAGCCUUAGGAUUACCAAACAACCAGCUCGACACAGUCCCAACUACUGCUUUAAAUUCCUUACCGGAGCUUGACAGGCUAGAUCUUUCUGGAAAUAAAUUAGAGAAGUUGGAUCAUAAAUCAUUUGAGGGAUUGCAAAAUCUAUCAUUCGUAGAUUUGAGCGACAACCUCCUCACUGUCAUAGCUCCGGACACAUUCGACAAUUUACCCCAACUGAAAAUACUUCGACUGCGAGCCAAUCAGCUAACGAUAGCAUCAAUCGCAAGACUGAACCCUUUAUCGACUUUAGAAGAACUAGAUUUAUCUGAAAACACAUUAAUAGGACCUCUGGGUCCUGGAACGUUCUCAAAGAUGACAUUCUUAAAGGAUUUACAACUAUCCCAUAAUACUUUGAGCAGUAUAAAGAUGGGUUCUUUGCAAGGUUUGGGUAGCUUGACGUCUCUUAGAGUCCAGCACAAUCAGAUCGAUGUUAUAGAAGAUCACGCCUUCAGUCAUUUGACGUCGUUGUUAACGUUAGAACUAGCUCAUAACCGAAUUGUGGCAGUUUCUGGAGCUUCUUUAGCGCAUCUACAGAAACUUACCUAUUUGGAUUUGCGGCAUAAUUUCCUAAGAGCUCUAACUGCUGAUUUAAUCCAGCCGUUAAAGAAUUUACAGACAUUAAGGUUAGAUGAGAACGACAUAUCAAUUGUAGCUAGUGAUGCAUUUAAGUCUUCAACAGUAUUGGAGCAUCUCACCCUGUCUGAAAAUCCCCUAAACUGCGAUUGCAGUCUCAGCGACUUCGCAAUGUGGUUGAGUAAUUCUAGUCUUAGCAAAGAUGAUAAGUCAACCGCUGUAUGUACGACCCCACCACACUUAGAAAAUGGUCUUUUGAUUGAAAUGCCGACUUAUAAUCUUAUAUGUGGCGAAGAAGACGAUACAGUGAUGGCACCUCUAUCUUCUCCGUUUAAAGCACGAAUAAAUCUUAAAGAUUUCAAUUAUGAUGGAAAGCAUAUUAAACUUUCGUGGGGUAUAGAGGAUGAUUUUUCUUCUUACACUUGUGACGCUAUCUUCAUUUACGAAGAAGAAGGUCCGAAUGAAGUCCUAGUAGAGUCUAAUCCGGUAAAGUGCAAUUCCUCUGAACUGUUGGAUCCAAAAACUUUGAAUCUGACAGUACCCAACGCUAUUCAAUUGCAAGAAGAUCACAGUUACAGAUACUGUAUUGUUCUUCUAGAAUCAAUCCAAGCAGAUGAUGUUUCCCUUAUUCUCGGUUGUUCCGAUAUCUUGCCGCUGCUUAGAAACGUAAAAGUUCAACCGAGUACCAACUUUUCUAUUAAAUUGCCAAGAGUCAUCUCAGUGAUGGCUAAUCUGUCAAACGCCGGUGCUCUGUCCAUCGAUGUUAACGUUUAUCCAAGUGCCAGCUGUGAACUUAACGUAGCAAUUCUCGAACAAAGUGCGCUGUUGUCACAAAGAACAAUUAACUGCAGCAAUCCCAAGUAUAACUUCUUUGGGCUCACAGCGGGCCCUUAUAGAGUUUGCGCGAAUAUAGUAUCUUCUAGUCCUAGCAUAGAUGUCAACAAAUCCAGGUGCGUAACGGUUUUUAAGACAGCCACCACCGGUUUCACCAAUCUGGAUGUAGCAUUUGUAUCGAUAUUUCUAGUUCUGUGUCUUAUGGUUAUCGUUUUGGUGUGGGGCGUCAAGAAGAUCUUGAUGAAACCGAAGAUUCAAACGCACCAGUGUUUUAUGCCACCAGAGUGUGAUGAACAUGUACAACAUAAUAGAUAUGUUAAACUGCAGGCUACUACUAAGCUUUAAUUUGAGCGGUAGAUUUUGGUUUUGAUGUGCCAUAGAAAUUAGUCAAGAAGUAGUCACUAAAAAAAUUCUCACUGUAAUUUAUACAUUAAUUUUAAAUUUAACUUGUAACGAUAAUAUUUU